UUGUUUCGUGACUUUCUUUUUUCUCAGGAUUCACAUUUUCUAUUUUUCUUUGCUUUGAUUACUAUGUAUUUGACAAUUGUUCUUCAUUUCUAUUAAAUGAUUUCACGUGGAGGAAUAAUUGGUCAAGUCAUUAAACGACAUUUAUUCACGUCCUAUUCAAACAAAAUGGUCGACACAAACAUUUCUGGGAUGAGAAUUGAUUACGAUCCUGGUAAACAACUAGACACUGAGAAUCUUCCUGCAAUAAAUCCAAUCAGUUUGUUUGACAUUUGGUUUAAUGAGGCGAAGAAUUGUGAUAAAAUCGAGGAAGCAAAUGCAAUGACACUUGCAACCUGCACCAGAACUGGAAUACCAUCUGCCAGGAUAGUUCUUCUCAAAGGUUUUGGCAACAGAGGAUUUAUAUUUUAUACAAAUUACCAAAGCAGGAAAGGACAAGAGUUGGAAGAAAAUCCAAAUGCUGCACUUGUAUUUCACUGGCAGCCAUUACAUAAACAGAUUAGAAUUGAAGGUGAAGUGAGUAAAUUGAGUGAAGAGGAGUCAACAAAUUACUUUCAUUCUCGACCACUGGGUAGUCAGAUUGGUGCCUGUGUAAGUCACCAGAGUUUACCCAUACCAAACAGACAGGUGUUGGUUGAAAGAGAAGAAAAAUUAACGGAAAAGUUUGCAAAACAUGAAAAAAUUCCAAAACCUGAAUAUUGGGGAGGAUAUCUCGUUACUCCGAGGAUUAUUGAAUUUUGGCAAGGCCAAAUGAAUAGACUGCAUGAUAGGAUACAGUUCCGAAGAAACGAACUUUCAGAGAAUCAAUCUUUUGAGAAAAGCAAUUGCUGGAAGGAGGGUGAAGAUAGUUGGAUUUAUUCAAGAUUGUCUCCAUGACUUUAGGCAUGCAAUGAUUCAGAAUCGCAAGCUUGGCCCAUGAAUUUCUUCAUGUUUGAGACUAUAUAUGUAUGCAUAACUACAACCAUGUGCAAAAAACAAUAUUGGAAAGAACGAGUAGCGGUAUAUAUAUAUAUAUUCAAAUAUGAAAUAUUUAAAGACCAAAAGCGAAGAACUGAAGCGUCAAUAGCGCUAUAAAAGUAGAGCUUUAUAUUUUAAUUGAACUGGAUAAAAUAUACUAUUUCUUCACAUAUUAAUCAAUGAUUAUUCUC
Dendronephthya gigantea is the source of this 1145-nucleotide messenger RNA. Its product is annotated as pyridoxine-5'-phosphate oxidase-like. The coding region runs from base 97 to 873 and encodes 258 amino acids. Gene Ontology annotation, molecular function: pyridoxamine phosphate oxidase activity; FMN binding. The record is from RefSeq and is a predicted model, not a curated record. Gene Ontology annotation, biological process: pyridoxal 5'-phosphate biosynthetic process; pyridoxine biosynthetic process. The transcript is spliced from 6 exons. NCBI's taxonomy places the organism in Eukaryota, Metazoa, Cnidaria, Anthozoa, Malacalcyonacea, Nephtheidae.